Molecule: messenger RNA, 1181 nt
Organism: Scomber japonicus (chub mackerel)
Lineage: Eukaryota; Metazoa; Chordata; Actinopteri; Scombriformes; Scombridae
Gene: nme3
Product: NME/NM23 nucleoside diphosphate kinase 3
Exons: 5
Coding region: 16-558 (180 amino acids)
Biological process (GO): UTP biosynthetic process; CTP biosynthetic process; GTP biosynthetic process
Molecular function (GO): nucleoside diphosphate kinase activity
Source: RefSeq, a predicted model, not a curated record
GGCCACUGCUGCGACAUGGGGCCGAGAAAAAGGUCACGGCGAGAUCUGCAUGGACUUGAAGAUUUGGUGGUUAAACACGCACGUAUUGAUGAACCUGGCUGGACUGGUGUGAAUGAGCGCACCUUCAUUGCCGUGAAGCCAGAUGGCGUUCAGCGGAGACUGGUGGGAGAAAUUGUGCGGCGUUUUGAGAAGAAAGGCUUCAAACUGGUCGGCCUCAAACUAACGCAGGCGUCUGAGGAACUUCUAAAGGAACACUAUUGGGACCUGAGGAGCAAGCCGUUCUUCGGAAGCCUUAUCAGCUACAUGAGCUCUGGACCAGUCGUUGCCAUGGUGUGGCAGGGUUUGGACGUUGUCAAGACCGCUCGUAAGAUGUUAGGAGAGACCAACCCAGCAGACUCGCUGCCUGGAACAAUCCGUGGAGACUACUGUGUGGAAGUGGGCAGGAACGUGAUCCACGGCAGUGACUCUGUGGAGAGCGCCCAAAAGGAAAUCUCUCUGUGGUUCCGGCAGCACGAGUUGCAGUGGUGGGAAGACAGCAGCAAAGACUGGAUCUACUGAGACUUUACAUGUACUGCCUGCAUACUGUCCUGUAGCUCAACCAGUGUUUUUUUUUUUUUUUUUUUUUAAAUAUGUAGAAGUGAUAAGAAGGAUCAUAUCAUACCUCAGAUGAAUAUUGUUUUGGCUUUAGUAGCUUGUAGCCACAUUGAAAAUGAGGUCACGUUGCUGCCUUGUGGAUCUCUCGCUGCUGCUUCUUUUUCAAUAUUUUUUUCUAUCUGAACCACAAUAGAGGUGAAAUGACUUCACCAAAAAUGCACUCAACAAGCAAUAAUUUGAUCAAACUCUGUCAUACUUAGUUUUUUUAAGCAAUAAGCCUGGAUUUGGAGCAAUAGAUAUAUAAGCAUUUAUUUAAAGUGCAGCACAAGAAACUGUUAACAUGUCUAUAAUAAGUAUACAGUCAAUGUAUUAUAUAAUAACAACUAACUUAUUCACCAGUUCAGUUUGUUUACAUUGUUUUACAUUAACUGAAAUUUGAACAAAACGAAAAAUAAUAUUUCCUCGUCACUUGAAACAAACUAAAAAAUCAGCCAGAUGUUCAUGUUACUGCUUUAAUAUUCCUCGCAAUUAAAAUCAUGGAUGCAUCAUGUGAUGGCUCAUACAGAGAAAUACAGUGUUGGAUGCGG